Coregonus sp. 'balchen' is the source of this 4706-nucleotide messenger RNA. Lineage: Eukaryota; Metazoa; Chordata; Actinopteri; Salmoniformes; Salmonidae. The record is from the annotation of a GenBank genome assembly.
AUGCUGUGUAGGUAAGAACACAAUGCUGUGUAGUAGAACACUAUGCUGUGUAAGUAAGAACACAAUCUUUGUAGUAGAACACAUGCUGUGUAGUAUAGUAGAACACAUAUGCUGUGUAAGUAGAACGCAAUGCUGUGUAGUAUAAACACAAUUCUGUAUUUUAGUAGUAGAACCAAUGCUGUAUUUUUAGUAGAGAACACACUAUGUGUAGGAGAACACAAUGCUGUUUGUUAGUAGUAGAGCCACAAUGCUGUGUAGUAGAACACAAUGCCGUGUAUAGAACACAAGCUGUGUAGUAGAACACAAUGCUGUAUUGUAGUAGUAGAACCAACAAAAAAAAAAAUUGCUGUGUAGUAGAACACAUGCUGUGUAGUAGAACACAAUGCUGUGUUGUAGAACACAAUGCUGUGUAGUAGAACACAUGGCUGUAUAGUAGAACACAAAAAUGCGGUGUGUAGACCAAUGCUGUGUAGUAGCACACAAUGCUGUAUUGGUAGACACAAUGCUGUGUAGUAGACACAUGCUGUUGUAAGUCAGACACAAUGCUGUUUAGUAGUAUUAGAACCAAUGCCUGUGUAGUAGAACACAAUGCUGUGUCUAGAACAACAAUGCUGUGUAGUAGUAUUAUAACACAAUGCCUGUGUGUAUAACACAAUGCUGUGUAAGUGAACACAAUGCUGUGUAGUAGAACACAAUGCGUGUAGUAGAACACAAUGCUGUGUAGUAGACACAAUGCUGUAUAGUAUAACACAUGCUGUGUCGUAGAACACGAUGUGGUUCUUAAACACAAUGCUGUUUAGUUUUGAACCACAAUGCUGUAUAGUAGUAUUAGAACAGCAAUGCUGUGUAGUAGUAGUAAGAACACAAUGCUGUGUAGUGAACACAAUGCUGUGUAGUAGACACAAUGAUGUGGUAGUGACACAGCUGUGUAUAGAACACAAUGAUGUGUAGUAGAACCAAUGCUGUGUCUAGAAACACAAUGCUGUAUGUAGAAACACAAUGCUGUCUAGUAAACACAAUGCCUGUGUAGUUGUAGUGAACACAAAUGAUGUGUAGUAGACACAAUGCUGUGAGUAGAACACAAAUGCUGUUAGUAGAACACAUGCUGUAUAGAUAGAACACAUGCUGUUGUAGUAGAACACAAUCUUGUAGUAGAACACAAUGGCGGUGUAGUAGUAGUAGAACCAAUGCUGUGUAGUAGAACACCAUGCUGUGUGUAUUAUAGAAACACAAAUGCUGUGUAGUCGAACACAAUGCUGUGUAGUAGAACACAAUGCUGUGUAGUAGUAGUAGAACACAAUGCUUUGUAGUAGAACACAAUGCUGUGUAGUAGUAGUAGAACACAAUGCUGUGUAGUAGAACACAAUGCUGUGUAGUAGAACCCAAUGCGUUUAGGAAAAUAGUAGAAUGCUUCUGUCCACAUAAAUGAAUGGAACACAUCAGCACCUGUAGCGGAAUCUAAUUCCUACAGUCUAUCACAGUAAAGCUACAUGGGAGCAGAGGAAGAAUUAAGGUAUACAACUGUUAUUCACGGAAAGGAAAAUGUUUGAUACAUGCAGAGCAUUGAAUAAAAGAUUUUUUUUUUUUUUGUGUGUGUGUGUGUGUGUCAAAUGUAUGUAAACCCUGGAUUUCUGUUGUUAAGUGUCGGCCAUAUUGGCACUUUCCAGAAGAAUCAGUCCUCCACAGUAUUUCAAUUAAAAUUACAUGUAUUUAAGUAUGUUGUUGUGGUAGUGGGGACAGCAGCAUUAGUACUUUCUAAAUAUAUAUUUUAAGGAAAACAUAUUUUAUAUUUGUUCAUUUCAUAAGUGCAUGUUCAGCUCACAUACUGUAAUAUAAUUAAAAAGCAUGCAUUAAGGUGUCUGUAAUUGAAUAAACAUGGCAAAUACUAAUGUAGACAUUAAUAAAUGCAUUUCUAUAGUUUUCUAAAAAGAAAAUACAAUGGUGAAGUGCCUAGAUGGAGAUGCAGUAGCUUCAAAACAGCGCCCCCUCUCUGUCAUCUAGUGUAUAUAUAAAUAAUUUGUUUGUGUAUGUGUGUGUGUGCGCAUGUGUACAUGAUGCAAGUUUAUUCAUCCAGUCUAUCACAAGUAGAUCAAAAGGUUAUAAGCAUGUGAAUAAAGUCCUGUCAAGGUUUUUUUUUCAUACAAAGGAAAAUGUUAGAUACAAAGCAUUGAAUAGUCGUUUUGAAUGUGUUUGUGUGUGCAUCUAACCUCUCCCCUUUCAAUUCAAUUUCAAUUUAAGGGCUUUAUUGGCAUGGUAAACGUAUGUUAACAUUGCCAAAGCAAGUGAAGUAGAUAGUAAACAAAAGUGAAAUAAACCAUAAAAAUUAACAGUAAACAUUACACUCAGAAGUUCCAAAAGAAUAAAGACAUUUCAAAUGUCAUAUUAUGUAUAUAUACAGUGUUGUAACGAUGUGCAAAUAGUUAAAGUACAAAUGGGAAAAUAAAUAAACAUAAAUAUGGGUUGUUUUUACAAUGGUGUUUGUUCUUCACUGGUUGCCCUUUUCUUGUGGCAACAGGUCACAAAUCUUGCAGCUGUGAUGGAUCACUGUGGUAUUUCAUCCAGUAGAUAAGGGAGUUUAAUCAAAAUUGGGUAUGUUUUCGAAUUCUUUGUGGAUCGCUGUAAUCUCUCUCUCUCUCUCUCUCUCUCAGCCUGUGGGACAGCGGCGGCGGGCGCGGAGGACGAGGGUGAGGCUGAGGCCGGCUGGAUAGAGGGAGCAGCCAUCUUACUGUCUGUAGUGUGUGUUGUGCUGGUGACAGCCUUCAACGACUGGAGCAAGGAGAAGCAGUUCAGAGGGCUGCAGAGCCGCAUCGAGCAGGAGCAGAAGUUCCAGGUGGUUAGAGGUGCUGAGGUCAUCCAGCUCCCCGUGGCUGACAUCGUGGUCGGGGACAUCGCACAAAUCAAGUAUGGUAGGUAUGGAUACCAUAGAGCCCUGACCCUGACCCUAACCCUGACCCUGACCCUAACCCUAACCCUGACCCUAACCCUAACCCUGACCCUGACCCUAACCCUGACCCUGACCCUAACCCUGACCCUGACUACUGCACACAGCCCUAACCCUAACCCUGACCCUAACCCUAACCCUAACCCUAACCCUAACCUCGUCCCCAGACUACUGCACACGGUCAUUGAGGCAGCCCGAACCAUAACCUUGUCUCGAGACAACUGCACACAGCACAUAUAAGCCUGGGAUAUCAACCAUUCUAAGUUGGCCAUAGUAGGAGUGACCAUACAAUUCUAUGGGAGUGACCUUACUGAGUAAAGUAUUUGUCAUUUAAUUCUAGCAAAUCACACGACUGCUGGACUUCGCUCCAACUGGAGGCAAGACAUGUUUGGAAGACAUACUGGGAGAGUUAGGGGGUAGGUGUUGUGAGAGAUGAUUGGUUGGUAGAUUAAACCGAUUAAGCCAAUGCCUAUCGCGCAGAGUGUUUCUCCCGGUCUUUCUAUUUGCUAACAAAGGCCAAGUUUGAUGCGUUGGUCCACCACACUCUUUGUGCUUUUUUGGGCGGAAGUGUCUGGGAACGAGAUUACCCAUAAUCCUCACAGCAUCCAUCAGAGUAUUCUAAUCUGGAGGGCCUGAGUACGCCUGGUUUUCUACCUAGUAAUCAAUUGAUUGAUUCUAUUCACCUGAUGUCCCAGGUUUGAUCAGUCUGAAUAGUUGAAGAGAAAGAGAGGACAGGUCUUCUCGUUGAGCCCCCUUGCAUCUCUACAGUAUAAUACACAUUAUCACAAAGACACAUGGCUGGGAAUCAGACAGGAUGUGUGACGAGUACUGAGUAUACGAAGAGGCAGGACGCAGACGCAGGAAUUAACAAGGUCAAGGUUUACUAAACAAUGACAAAGAGAAUUAAGAAAGAUGGAGUUAACGACACGAAGCUAAACAAUCACACACAUCAUCUUCCAGAACAGUCCAGGGCUAAAUAGGGGUGGUGAUGAGAUGAUGAGGUGCAGGUGCUUCUGGAGGUGAUUAGGGUGCGUUCGGUUUCCAUUCCUGUGUUGCCGAGGUGGUGCGCUCAGACCGGUGGCUCAGUAGACCGGCGAAUCAGAGCGCCGGAGGGGAGCAACGGGAGGAGACGUGACCAGAUGCUAUUUACUGUGAUCUGAACCUCUCAACAGUAGCCUUUUUGCAAUGUUAUUUUGGGAGUUGUUUGUAGCUGCAGUCUUAUAAAAUAAAAUCUGUUCUCCUGUCUGGAUGCUACCUAUCUGCUUCUGAGUCUCUGAACUGCUAUUCUUUUUUAAAUGUAUUUUAUGACUGCAGUGUUAUUAAACAGUAUCUGUUUUCUGUGAAUGUGUUAUUUUAAAAACAUUUUAGUCAUUGUAGCAGACGCUCUUAUCCAGAGCGACUUACAGGUAGUGAGUGCAAACAUUUGUUUAUUUUGUUUAUUUUUUAAACUUGUCCCACGUGGGAAUCGAACCCACAACCCUGGCGUUGCAAGCGCCAUGCUCUACCAACUGAGCUACACGGGACUGUUAUAAAAUAGUAUAUGUUAUGUUGUUUUAUUAAAAUAGUAUAUAUUUUUUUUGUUCUGUUGUGUUGUGCAGGUGACCUGCUUCCAGCGGAUGGAGUGUUGAUACAGGGCAACGACCUGAAGAUUGAUGAGAGUUCACUAACAGGAGAGUCUGAUCACGUCAAGAAAGACGCCGACAGGGAUCCCAUGCUGCUGUCUGGUCAGUCGGUUAUUUACUGUGAUGUCACAGAGGUCCUGUGA